AUGUUCUCCGUCUGCGUUCACCACCCAGUCGACAAGCUCAUGUCUGCGCCUGUAGUCUUCAUCCAGUAUCUCGUCGCCAUGGCCAUUGUCCAGGGCGUCAAGUCCUACGAUAAGGGUUACGACACCUUGCCAAUAAAAUUAAAAUGGCCAAACGAUAUAUACGCCCUGGAUCCAUCCGAUCCAACCUGCAAAACAUACACCAAAAUAGGCGGCAUUCUAGUCAAUGCCCACUAUUCAUCAAGCGAGUACAUCGCUGUGGUAGGCGCAGGCCUCAACGCUCUAAACCCAGCCCCCACAACAUCCCUAAACGCCCUCCUACAAACCUUCAAAACGACAUCAAACCCAGAACCUCCAUCUCUGGAAAAACUCCUAGCCCGUAUCCUUACCGCCUUUGAAGAGUUGUAUGCCCGCUUCCUCCGCACUGGCUUCGACAAGGAGUUUGAAGACAUGUAUUACUCCAACUGGCUUCAUAUGGACCAGAUCGUCAUAUUAGAGGCUGAGGGCGGAGUGCGUGCGAAGAUCAAGGGUAUCACGAGGGAUUAUGGCCUUUUGAUUGCUGAGGAAUUGGGAUGGGAGGACCGGCCGACGGGGAAGGUCUGGCAGUUGCAAAGUGAUAGUAACAGCUUUGAUUUCUUCAAGGGGCUGUUGAAGAGAAAGAUGUAA
Messenger RNA from Trichophyton rubrum CBS 118892, 663 nucleotides. RefSeq lists its product as uncharacterized. Gene Ontology annotation, biological process: protein modification process. Gene Ontology annotation, cellular component: cytoplasm. The record is from RefSeq and is a predicted model, not a curated record. NCBI's taxonomy places the organism in Eukaryota, Fungi, Ascomycota, Eurotiomycetes, Onygenales, Arthrodermataceae. The transcript has 2 exons. Bases 1 to 663 code for a protein of 220 amino acids. Gene Ontology annotation, molecular function: biotin--[biotin carboxyl-carrier protein] ligase activity.